AUGGCUAUGAACAAAUCAGGGGUUGCAGUUUUGAGGGCGAGUUUGGUAAUUGUAGCUCUCUGCAUAGCAGGUUACAUACUAUGUCCUCCUCUCUAUUGGCAUUUCAAAGAAGGUUUAGCUGCUGUCAAACAUUCUUCUUCUUCUUCCAAUUGUGCCCCUUGUCUCUGUGAUUGUUCUUCACAACCCACUUUUUCAAUUCCUCAAGGGCUGGGCAACAUUUCAUUUGGAGAUUGUGCAAAGCCUGAUCCAGAAGUAAACGGAGACACUGAAAAGAAUUUUGCAGAGCUAUUAUCGGAAGAACUAAAGCUACGUGAAACUGAUGCUUUAGAAAACCAGCGACGUGCUGACAUGGCUCUCCUUGAGUCAAAGAAGAUUGCAUCUCAAUAUCAGAAAGAAGCAGACAAGUGUAAUUCUGGCAUGGAAACAUGUGAGCAGGCAAGGGAGAAAGCUGAGUUGGCAUUGGUCGCUCAGAAGAAGUUAACUGCAUUGUGGGAGCUUCGAGCUCGCCAAAAAGGAUGGAAAGAAGGGGUUGCCAAAUCUAAUGCUCAGUCUCAAGGAAAAGUACAAACCUCUUAG
This is a messenger RNA of Lathyrus sativus (Indian pea), 576 nucleotides long. NCBI's taxonomy places the organism in Eukaryota, Viridiplantae, Streptophyta, Magnoliopsida, Fabales, Fabaceae. The record is from the annotation of a GenBank genome assembly.